Molecule: messenger RNA, 948 nt
Organism: Talaromyces amestolkiae
Lineage: Eukaryota; Fungi; Ascomycota; Eurotiomycetes; Eurotiales; Trichocomaceae
Exons: 5
Coding region: 1-948 (315 amino acids)
Molecular function (GO): oxidoreductase activity
Source: RefSeq, a predicted model, not a curated record
AUGGCAAAACAGGUCGCCCUCGUCAUUGGAGCUUCUCGGGGCAUCGGGCGACAAAUCGCCAUCGACCUAGCUCGUAACGGAUACGCUGUUGUCGUCGCCGCCAAAACAACCUCAAAUGCAUACGACCCAUCAAUCCCCUUCCCACCAGAUCCCAACUCCCCAUCCUCAACCAUCAACACCGUCGCCCGCGAAAUCACCGAGCUCCACAAGGGGACAUGCACCGCCAUCGCAGUCGACGUCCGCGACGUCUCCCAGAUCAACUCCUUAGUAUCAGAAACAGUCCGCAUAUACGGCCAACUAGAUGUCCUCAUCUACAACUCCGGCGCAAUCUGGUGGUCAUCUGUCACCAACACGCCGGUUAAGCGUUUCCAGUUAAUGCAAAAGAUUAAUCCGGAGGGUUUGUAUGCAAGUGUGCAUGCGGCAUUACCUAUUUUUGAGCGUAAUGGAUGGAAGGGCAGGAUAGUGGUUGUGUCGCCGCCGAUUUAUUCGAGGUUUUUUAGGGGGAAGACGGGGUAUGCUAUGGGCAAGGUUGGGAUGAGUGUAUUGACGAAAGGGUUGGCGAUGGAUUUUGAGAGAGAGGGAAGGAAGAAUAUGGCUAUUACUAGUAUAUGGCCUGCAGUGUCCAUCGAGUCCGCAGCAACAGGAGACUCGGUCCGCAAAGACCCAACCUCCGAACGCGAUCUCCGCAAACCCACAAUCUUCUCCGACGCGAUCCUCGCAAUGCUCAAAGCCCCCGUCCAAAAAGUCAAUGGCCUCCUCGACCUCGACGAAGACUUUCUAAGACGAGAAUGUGGCGUCACAGACUUCUCGAAAUAUGCGGUUGUGUCGGGCUCAAGUCCUCGGCGGAUUAUGCCGGCCAAGUUUCCUGUCCUAGAGGUUGAGGAGCAGGACGAUGAGGGGAAGAGGAUGGAUAGUACUGUGUUGAGGGCUGGGAGGGCGAAAAUCUGA